CCUUUUCCAGGCUCUCCACGCUAAGAGGAGGAGGAAGAGGAGUUUGUGUGAAGAAGCCGCUCCGUUUCGAUCUCCAUACUGCAGAACCAAUCAUUUGACCUCAUCUUGUAUCCUGCCUGCAGCUCUACAGGUGAACCCCUGAUUCUCUGGCUCCCUAAGGCUACACCUUUCACCUCCGUGACUGUCACUCCUGCACUUUCACUGUUCCUCUAUCACCGGUGCCUCCUCCUGCUCUCUCCAUCAUGACGGAGCCGGAGCUGCUGACGGAGGUUCCGGCGGCUCUGAAGCGCCUGGCCAAGCAGGUGGUCCGGGGCUUCUACGGCAUCGAGCACGCGCUGGCGCUGGACGUGCUGAUCCGGAACCCCUGCGUGCGAGAGGAGGACAUGCUGGAGCUGCUGAAGUUCGACCGCAAGCAGCUGCGCUCCGUGCUCAACACGCUGAAAGGCGACAAGUUCGUCAAGUGCCGCAUGCGCGUGGAGACGGCGCCCGACGGAAAGACCACCCGCCACAACUACUACUUCAUCAACUACCGCCUGCUGGUCAACGUGGUCAAGUACAAGUUGGACCACAUGCGGCGGCGCAUCGAGACGGACGAGCGCGACUCCACGAACAGGGCGUCCUUCCGGUGCCCCUGCUGCCACAGCACCUUCACCGACCUGGAGGCCAACCAGCUGUUUGACCCAAUGACAGGGACGUUCCGUUGUACCUUCUGUCAGACCGAAGUAGAAGAGGACGAGUCUGCUGUCCCAAAAAAGGACGCCCGGACGCUGGUCGCCCGCUUCAACGAGCAAAUUGAACCCAUUUAUGUGUUGCUACGGGAGACCGAAGACAUCAACCUAUCGCACGACCUGCUGGAGCCUGAGCCUACGGAAAUCCCCGCCCUGAAACAGAGCCGAGAGCGCGCGGCACCAUCCGGCGGGGGUGUGGGCGCCGGAGCAGCCGGCCACGAGGUGUGGAAAACGAAGGGCUCGUCAUACGACGACCUGUACACACAGAACGUGGUCAUCAACAUGGAGGAGCAGGAGUCGCAGCAAUCGGCCGAGGCAAAGGCCCCCAAAGAGAGGCCCGUGUGGCUGACCGAGAGCACCGUGCCCGGGUCAUACGACACGGAAGCCCUCAAGACCCCUGGUGAAGACUCCAUGGUAACCCAGGAGGGCGUGGCUGGGCGUGGCCCUGCGCAGGACGAGAACGAGGAAGUGAUGCGUGCCCUGCUCAUCCACGAGAGAAAGGUUAGCUCUGCCCUGGGGGGCGGAGCCGUCGCCAGGCCCAGCGCCCCAGCGGCCACGGGCAGCGACUCCGAGAGCGAAACCAGUGAAUCGGACGAGGACUCUCCGAGCCAGGCUCCCGUCCACGUGGCCGCGGCCGCCCCCAGGCCGGGGAGGCAGGACGUAGAGGACGAGGACGAGGAGGAUGACGACUUUGAGGAGGUUGGAGACGAUCCGGUUGUGAUGGUGGGUGGGAGACCGUUCUCCUACAGAGAGGUGAGCCAGCGGCCAGAGCUGGUGGAGCAGAUGAGCGCUCAGGAGAAGGAGGCGUACAUCGAGAUGGGCCAGAACCUGUUUCAGGACAUGUACUUCUGAAGGGUCUCUCUCUCUCUCUCUCUCUCUCUCUCUCUCUCUCUCUCUCUCUCAUUAUUGUUGCCGGAUCAAGACUGUCUAUCAGCUUUUUUGUUGUCUUAUUUAAUUACAUCUUUUGAAAAUGGCAGUUGCCCUUUUCAUUGUGUGAACAUUUCAUGAUAAAUGGACCAAUAGAAAUGGUCUAAAAUUACUUGAUAUUAAAUAUUACAUCUAUUUUUUUUUUAUUCAUCUAUUUUCAUAAUCUCGGCAUAGUUCAGUUGGUAAGACGUAAACAAAGCCAUCCAGAAUAGUUUGAUGUGAAACGGUUAAUUGCAGAGAAACUGUCUCUGAUGUCUUUGCAGUGGUGGUGAUGGGAACCAGGGGUCAUGAUCUCUACAGCACGAAUAUAGCCAUUUUAUUUAAUAUCCAAAAUGAUGACUGUGAAUAUAAAAGCGAUAAAUGUGAACUUACACCUGUCUUCUGGGUUUUUAAUGUCGUGUUCACGAUGGUAAAAUGGUGUUAAAUAAAAAAUACAUGCUGUUUUGGGACUAUAUUGCCUUACAACGGCCUGCAUGUACCUCUUGCCAUUGAAAUAUAAGUUUUAGGCCAAGAACUAUCAUAAACACGAUCUCUGACAUCGGGCAGCGUAUUCAUAACCAUUUCAUGUUGCAUGAGGUCAGAUUUAAAGGCAUUAAACUCCUCAGAUGUUUGGUUCCUAUCACCACCACUGCGAACAGUUCUCACUUUGUUUACAUCUUAAUCGUUUAAUUAAUCGAGGUUUUGGGGGAAAAAACAUUUUUUUCUUCUCCUGUGAAAUUACCGAAGUUUUGUUCCGUCAGCAGCUGAUCUCUCUGUUCUCUCUCUCUUUCACCUGCUAUAUUCUGUCUUUGUGCCUCACUCUCUUUUCUGAGGCUCCUUAGUGGUCACUCUGCCCCUGCAGGACUGCAGGACUCUGUUCCAUCUUUUUACAACAGCACGUUCUGUUGAGUUGUGCUGGAAGUUGGACCCCAGCGGAGAGGUGAAGUAUUCUUCUGUGGAGCAGGACAACUGCUUUUCUGCUCGUCCAUUCCGCGUCUCUCCUGCUGGACUCGGAAUUGCGCUAGUGCCAAGCAACUGAGGUAUUUCUCUCUUCCAUUUCAGGAUGAAUAAACACACAAACGCUGUUUUUAUUUGCUUUUCUUUCACACACCAAGACGCUCUUGGGCAAAUGGCAGAGAAUUCAGUAUUUCUGUGGUAACUGCUGGAACCAGGUGACCCGCCAGAGUCAAAAAAACGUACACAAACGUAGGAGCGUCCUGAGCUGCUGGCCACUGAUUGACAGUUAAAAGUG
Molecule: messenger RNA, 2886 nt
Organism: Colossoma macropomum (tambaqui)
Lineage: Eukaryota; Metazoa; Chordata; Actinopteri; Characiformes; Serrasalmidae
Gene: gtf2e1
Product: general transcription factor IIE, polypeptide 1, alpha
Exons: 5
Coding region: 243-1580 (445 amino acids)
Biological process (GO): transcription open complex formation at RNA polymerase II promoter; transcription initiation at RNA polymerase II promoter
Cellular component (GO): transcription factor TFIIE complex
Source: RefSeq, a predicted model, not a curated record